Messenger RNA from Rangifer tarandus platyrhynchus (Svalbard reindeer), 843 nucleotides. Lineage: Eukaryota; Metazoa; Chordata; Mammalia; Artiodactyla; Cervidae. The record is from the annotation of a GenBank genome assembly.
AUGCCAUUAACACCCCUGACUUGGGAAGCUGCAGCCUUUGCUGAGACUGGAGGUGAGUAUCAGAACUACCCAGACAAGGAGGCGACCCCACGAGCCACCUCAGAAGGGAGAGCGGCGGCCCGGUCCGCCUCCACGACCUUCCCGAGCUCCAGCGGGCAAUUCAAGGGAGCAGGGACGAGGACCCGAGAGAAGGCGCGGCGCCGCCUCGGGGCGCGGGCUCCGCAGCCGGGCCGCCCCCGGCGCCCCCGGCGGCCCUGCAGCCGCGGAUGCCCUCAGGCGGGCGCGCUGCCGAGGGGCCGGCGGUGGGCUGCCCCCGCAGGCCGGGCGCAGGCCAGCCGGGCCUGCAGGCUGACGGCGCUGCCCCCGCUGGCCUCGCCACCGGCCCAGCAGAAGAACGGCCAGGAGCUGAUCGCGGCCUCGCUGGCCCCGACUGUAACCGUCUCGCUGUGCCAUCCUCUCCGAGCGGGGACACACGGCGCUUUGAGGCUGGAGGCCGCCGUGUCCCCCUUUGCCAGGCGGAGUAAUAGCACUCCCCUCGUCGAUCUCGCCCCAAACCCUGUCUCUGGGAUUCGAUUCGGCACCGGAGUGUCCCCCUACCGGAAAACCUGCUCUGAGGCUCGAAUCGCAUCCAGACUCAGCGAAGCAAGACCUCACGGCAACACGCAUGCCUCACCUGCACUCCUGCUCACACGCCUGGUCUCCCUGCGGAACCUCAGAGACGGCAGCGCCGUUAUCAGCAUUGCCAGACUCGUUCUGGGCAGCCAGGCCUCGCAGACGCAGGCUUAUCCGUCUCCUGGAAGAAGUCUGUCGUUUCGUGCACUACGGGUAUUAGGACCAGGCUAG